Molecule: messenger RNA, 3684 nt
Organism: Rhodofomes roseus
Lineage: Eukaryota; Fungi; Basidiomycota; Agaricomycetes; Polyporales; Fomitopsidaceae
Exons: 9
Coding region: 1-3684 (1227 amino acids)
Source: RefSeq, a predicted model, not a curated record
AUGGUGGUCGAGCCAGGCGACGGGCAGAGCUUGCAGGUCUUCCUGGAGAGAUUCGAUCUGCAGAAACACCCGGAUACUGGAUGCAUUGCUUCCUUGACCGAUGCUGAGAUAUUUGGCGACAAACUCAGCGCCGCUGACGAUGGUGGCCCUCAAGGCGAUGAGUCCAAUCCGCAUGUCCAGGAUAUAGCUGAGGAAUCCACAAUAUCUGAACUUCCUGUUUCUCCUCGGGUCCUUGACCAACCAGAGCACGCCACUAUCGCCGGGGUGCUGAUGGACGACGGAGAACAAUGGAUGGAACUCAGCGCUGGCACCAGCCCUCCACCUACUGGGAAUGUUAAUGAUGACCGAGGGUAUGGCUCGGACUCGGACGUGAAGCGAGGCACCAAGCGGAAGCGAUCCUCAGGACAGUCCUCGGAAGAGUCUGCUUCCGGACCCUCCCGCUCUCGCUCGCGUUCGCACUUCUCCCACAAUUCACGGCCGAGAUCACUGUCAGCCUCCACAGACGAGCUAUGCCUGCGUCCCGAGAAACUGCGCCGUUCUCCUUCCCCACGCUCUGUGGGAAGCCCAUAUGCACAAGACCAAACGCAGCCCAUGACACUUUUCGGUGGUGAACCCGAAGAAGACUUCAAGGAGGACGUGCGAGUCGACGAGACGUCGUCCGACACAGUCUCUCACUUGUUGCAAGCCUCUCCGCCUGAGUCCUCCAGGCCCAGUCCUGCCUUCGAAUCAAAGCGACGGCUCGAGUACAUUACAACCCCUCCUCCUGCGGCCCCGGUCGUUUCGUUCAACUUCGUUUCUGACACGGGUACAACGAGCGAGGUUCCGGCGUCACCUGCAAAACCGAGGCUGCCUCCGGAUUUCGUUCGUUUCAAGCAGGAGUACUCGCUGCCUCCUCUCAGUGUCCUCCCUGUUGAAUUCCAGCGCAAGGGCGUAUCCGGUCGGCACAAGAAGAAACGAGACAAAGACAAGCAUGAGAAGGGCGGUGACAAGGGGGAACCCAAGAAGGAUGAUUGGCAACCAAUCGGCAUACACAAGUGGGGAGCUCUUGUUCGUGCCAACCCGGUCUGGAAAAAGCUCGCGAAGGCGACGAAGUGUGUAAGCACCCACGACUGGAAUGUUGCUUACAGAGAGCUGAGACUGAUCCGCACUUUGGAACGAGUCGAGCUGCUGAAGGAGGGUAGUGGAUGGAGUUAUCGCCAGCCAAAGAAGCAGAGAACUCUAGGUGGAACAGCCAAAUCUCACUGGGACUACCUCAUGGACGAGAUGAGAUGGAUGCGCAUCGACUACCGUGAAGAACGACGAUGGAAGAUUGCGCUAGCGUACAACCUCGCUCAUGCUGUCAUGGAAUGGCACGAGGCACAGUCAUUGGAGGAGCGCGUGCGCCGUGGCAUCUGCGUACUCUGGAAGAGGCCGCGCCCGGAGGAACAGGACGAGGAUGCGAACCUACGCGACGAUGUGGAGAUCCCCGACAUGGAUAACGACCGCGGAGCUGAUUCCAGAGAAACCAACACUCCUGCUAACGACUCUGAUUCCGAAGACGAAAGCGAUGAUGAAGGGGACAAGGACAGGGCUAAUGUCUACGACCCCCUCGCUCCCGAUAACCUGGCGAGAGACGCAGUGGAAGGGAGCUCCAAUCCGGAUCCUGGUCCGAGCUCCUUCAAGGUUGGUCCCGCAGACUUGAGGCCUAAGACAGAGGACGAUGAUGAUCUUUCUGUCUUACGCCUGCCUGAGAGUUCGAGUCAGCGUAAGGUCAUGGACAUCGACGGCGACACACCAUCUCCGCAGAAAUUAAAAGGCCUGUCUCUUGUCGACCCUAAGCACGAAGAGAACGCUUUGCAAGCCAUGAAGCUGCACUCAAAGGAUCCCACACUCGUUGCACCGUAUUCAAAGUCCAAGGCAAGGCGCGAUGUCAGCGCGUACGGCCCCUUACGUGACCAGAUCCUGAGCCUGGAAAUGGACAAGUUGGUGCUCGACCUCGAUGACGCCGAGCUCGUCAAGGGCAUGACCGAGCUCUCGACGGAUGACAACGCACACCACAAUCACGCUACACACCUUCCCCCCGCCGAUCUGUCGUCCAUUUUCCCCGACCUUACGCCCUAUGGCAUGCUGGAGCCGGUAACUGGAAUAGUCUUCGACAGGAGGAAGUCCGAGAAACCGCGGGUGGACAAAGACGACCCGAACAAACGCAUUGACGAUACAUUGUACAGCAAGUUGACGCCCAUGAGCGACUUCAUGCUUCAGAAGCCGACCUUGCUUGGUGCUCUGCAGCCGUCGUCCCAUUGGAGUGGCGAUCACUGGGAGACAAUCGAGGAGAUGCCGGUGACACUGGACUAUGACUCCCCGAUGUCUCGGACAAUCGAGGACAGUUCAUGCAGUCUGUUCGAGGGUCUGAAAGCUGGCUCUCCCUCUUCGCACUUGUCGCUCCUUCCUCAUGGAUCCAAAGAUUCUCGCAGACGUACCACCGACGUUUUGUGGACUCCGCAAGACGACGCACUCCUGAAGCAGUUCGCUGACAUGUACCCGAACAACUGGGCGCUGAUCACGGAUGCGUUCAACUCAUCGCGGGUGACGAUAGCUACGGACAAGAGAAGUGCAGCGGACUGUUUCGAUCGCUGGAACACGCGGUGGGGCAGGUCUGACACCGGUGCAGACGAUGGUCGUACGCAGACCACGACGACGCAGAUGACGACGCGAUACAAGCGUGCAGCGAGCAAUGCUGCUGCUUCGUUGGCUGCCAAUACGGCGACCUCGUCGGGCGUCGACGCGAAGAAGCGAAGGCAUACCCUCAUGCACGAUGCAAUCCGGAAGGCGAUAAAGAAGAAGGAAGCCUCAGCUAAACAAAAUGCGGCGACGCAACGCAAGCCUGCGGCGAUUCACGACACUCAUGGCCAGUACAACAAGCUGCCCCGGUACACGCCCGCGGAACUUAGUCGUAUUAAACAUGAGAAAGAGACCCUUGUGCGCGAGCAAACCCAGCAGCGACAACAGGCGCAACUGCUCCAGCAACAGCAACAACAACAGCAGCAGCAGCAGCAAGGGCAGCCGCCUCAACCCCAACAGCCGCCUCCGAAUAGCACGCCUAGGCCCGUGGCCAACGGAGUGCCGCAACAGCAAGCACCGCAAGUCCCCCAGAUCCGGACGCAGGUCGGCAUAUCGCAGCAACAACGACUGUCCAACCCAAUGGCCCUAGCGAACAGCCGCCUCUCGCCGACGCAACUCAUGCAGGCCCAAGCGCAGGCCCAGGCCCAAGCCCAAGCUCGCGCGCAGGCCCUCGCACAAGCACAGGCUGCGCAGGCCGCACAAGCACAGGCGCAAGCGCAAGCGCAGGCUCAAGCGGCGUCGAGCGCGAUGAACGGCGCGCACCUCUCCCCGCCGUACGCCGCGCGGGCCACGAGCUCCUCACCGGCGAUCCCUCAGCAGGCGUCGCCGCCGCGCACGUCUGCGACGCCCGUGAACGGCGCGGCGGGCUCCUCGCGCCCGUCGUCGACGCAGCCGCAUGCGGGGAUGGCGCAGGGCGUGCCGCGCCAGACGACUCUGGGGUAUUACACCCUUCCGACGAUGCACAAUACGCAGUUCACGCAGGAGCAGCAGAUAGAACAUACGAUGCAGCUGCAGAACUUGUUGCGGAAUGCUGCGAGCAUGACCCAGAACGCGCAGAAUAACGCGUACCAGCAGCAGCAGUGA